Messenger RNA from Rotaria sp. Silwood2, 762 nucleotides. NCBI's taxonomy places the organism in Eukaryota, Metazoa, Rotifera, Eurotatoria, Philodinida, Philodinidae. The record is from the annotation of a GenBank genome assembly.
AUGCCUUAUCGUUCAAAAAUUUUACAACAUAAAUGUACAAAACAAGAACAAGAAUUACACAUAAUUUCAAAUCCACUCGACAGUGCUCGAAAAUAUUCACUUGCAAGUGAUAAUUAUCUAGCUCCAUUAACUGCAUGUAAACUUAAACCAAAUUCAAAAUGGAUUAUAGUACGAAAUAAUAUACAUAAAAUUCGUAGUUGGCGUGCUGUUGAUAAAUCAAAUAUUGAUAAAAAACUUUGGGAUUGGUAUAUAUUCUUUCAAAUUAGACGUGAAUUACGACAUAUACAGGCAGAUAUCAAACAAAUUGAACAGCGACCAGAUUUUGUUCCUGUUCAUCAUAUUGAGAUACCUGGGGGCCCAACACAUACUGAAUGUGUUAAGGUGUCACAUGUACGACCAACGGAUGUACUAUAUUAUCCAAGUUUUGAUCCUGAACCUAUGAGUGUACAAGCAUUAAUUUAUUAUUUUUCGAAAGAACGCAUCGUAACAUAUGAAAGUGUAUUUCAUCCACUUUUAUCUAAUGUUUGUUCAAUUACAAAUCGAGAUCGAGAACGUCUUCGUCGAGUAGCUGUUUUUCGUAAAUUAGCAUUAGUUUUAGGAAUAGUUGUUUUUUUAAUUGUUGGUCUUAUGUUAGCGUCAUUGAUUCUUAGUGUAUUAGAAACAACAUCAAAUUUAAAAAAUAUGUAUAGCAAUGACCCUGAUGGAGGAAUUGAAUGGCGUGCACCUUCAACAACUAUAGAGAUAACUAAAUUUAAUUUUUAA